UGGCACAAACAGUCAAAGUACUCAAGUUUUAAUUUUGUAAAAAUUAUAAUAUUUUCUGUAAAUAUGUCACUGAAAAAAAAUAUGAAAGGUUUACCAUUAGAUGUACUGAGUGCAGAAGGUCUACUGUCCCAUAAUUGGACAGCACUGACUGCAAAUCAACGAGAAUGCACUGCAAGGAUUGGCAUGACCAUGCAAAUGGAGCAAGAGGCUUACUUAAUCGAACACCCUGAAGUGAGGGCAAUGAUGGAAAUUUUUGUUAGCAAAAUGGCAUGUCUUCGAAAAAGGAAAGAUGUACUUAAAGAAGCCGCACUUCACUUUACUCGGCCAGUGGAGAUCCUUGAUCAAGAGAUAAGAGAACGACUUGACUUGCCACCACACGGUCCUUAUACGAAGAAAAAUAAACCAACCUAUAAGUAUGAAGAUCUAGACUUAGAAUUGGAUCUCAAGAAUAUUGUUCUAAAGCAUAAUCCGCCAGAAGAAUGGAAAAUAACAACGCCUAUAAUACCAGCUUUAGAUACGGCAUCAUCUUCAUUUUUAUCUGUUAACACUUCAGACACAACACUUCCUAUUCCGGAACUAAUACCUACUCCUGAGCCAACGCUUUCUGAAACAUUCUUUGCUGUUAUCUCCAAUACUGUAGACAAAGCUAUAUUUCUUCAUGUAGAUGACGCUGCUCUACAUUAUGAUAUAGCUUACGUUGAAAUUAGAAAAGCCGUUGAAGUAGCUAUGGAAGUACCAGUAAUUGAAAUUAGGGAAGACAUAGCUGAAUUAUUUUGUAAUGCAUAUAGACUAUUUGAAUUGAUCAUUCUGGAAAAGGAAAGAAUUGCCGCUGAAAUAGCUUGGGAAAAACGUAUGGGGAAGAAAAUGAAGCGAACGCUCCGACGAUUAAAUAACUUUAAAGGAUACGAGACUCCACCAACCCCUAAGAGUGAGAUAUCAUCGCAUGAGAGCUAUAAGAAGCCACCGAUACAUCCGUGCGUUUGUCAUCCACAGUUCAACUAUAACCGAUAUCCUAAGGAUCGCUUCGGUAUUUAUCUGCCUCGGGAAACUACAUAUGCCGAUGGCAAUGUCACGGCUACACCAACAAUAUCCCUAGAGAAUAUCGCAGAGCCGGACAACGACGACAGAAUGGAUACAAUAAGCAAGAAAUCUGCUCUUUCAACUAAGAGUACUGUUACAAAGAAGACUACAUUUCAAUAAAUAUAUACGCGGUCUUACCUUUUAUCUUGUGUAACAAAGAAGUAGUCCUGGAGACAUCAAACCGCGGCAUUUACUCCCGACCUAGUACAUUAUUAAAAAUAUAUUUUUUAUGCAAAUUGACAAACUCAGAAAUACAAUAGAAAAGGAGCUUCUUGUUCUUGUGAGUUUAAAAUUGAAUGGUUUGUGCGGAAAUUGUAUUGUUCUUUGUUAUCCUUAUAAUUGUGUUAUUCUUCUUUUUUAAGCAUACCUUGGCUUAAUAAACUUUAAACGUCAGUCAUUAAUCACAAUUACCUCAAUACCUUUAGUUUCGUUUAUUCCUUUUUCUAGAUAACGUGAUGGUAA
Molecule: messenger RNA, 1542 nt
Organism: Achroia grisella
Lineage: Eukaryota; Metazoa; Arthropoda; Insecta; Lepidoptera; Pyralidae
Exons: 7
Coding region: 64-1200 (378 amino acids)
Source: RefSeq, a predicted model, not a curated record